AUGGAAAAUACUACUACUACUACUACUACUACUACUACUACUACUACUACUACUACUACUACUACUACUACUACUACUACUACUACUACUACUACUACUACUACUACUACUACUACUACUACUACUACUACUACUACUACUACUACUACUACUACUACUACUACUACUACUACUACUACUACUACUACUACUACUACUACUACUACUACUACUACUACUACUACUACUACUACUACUACUACUACUACUACUACUACUACUACUACUACUACUACUACUACUACUACUACUACUACUACUACUACUACCAAUCAAGUGAGGCGAUGA
Trichobilharzia szidati is the source of this 327-nucleotide messenger RNA. The record is from the annotation of a GenBank genome assembly. Lineage: Eukaryota; Metazoa; Platyhelminthes; Trematoda; Strigeidida; Schistosomatidae.